AUGAAAAACACCACUUGCCACCUCCCCAAUGGCCUCACCUUUAACGUAUCACCCGUUUUUGGUGGGGUUACCUUCAAAUCCACCGAUUUCAACGUCCAGCGAAACUCCACCUUCCCCCCAGGCUGGACGAUCAUCAUCAACACCGAAAAGGCUCACGUAGAUGGAUCAGAGCAGGAUCAGGACGAUGGUCACUUCACGCGCUUCACCACCCCAACCUUGAACCGCGACUCCCUCUACAUCUCGUACAUAGUCAACCCACCAUCUAGCGAUUUCAAGCCCGUGACCUCGCCGACGCGCCAAAUCGCCAUGAUGCUCUGGGCAACGCUGUGGUGGUACUUCCAUGAGCCUGAACCGGACCUACACGUCGAGACCGCUGCAUCAAGCAUGAACCCGCGCGACGGCCGACCAAAGGGCGACUGGCGCAUCAACAUCAAGCGCGAGGGAAUCUUCAAAGGCCGCAAUCUGUUACAGAAACUUGAGCGCAUGGGUCUCAUUGCCACCGAAGAUUCCACAGUGGGCUUACAGCCCGUCGAGUCGAGAGACUGCAGCAGCUGGUCUAACAUGUUCGUCAGCCGACGUAGCUUCUGGCAGCUCGACCCCCGCCUAUUCCUCUUCACUCUCACCCCGCGCGGGGCUCCCUCCUCGCCAACCUUCCAGUCUCGCAGUGCAUCUCCAACCCGCGACGGUCUCCCCAGUGUUGCGACCCUGUCGUUGGCCCCAACAGAAGCAACCUUCCACACGGCUAACCUCGCCCCCUUCACCUCCCCGGGCCCUUUCACUUCCGGAAGCCACUUACCAACUUACUACCCGCCCGCGCCGACGCAAUACACGUCCACGAAUGGAACUCGGCAUCCCAUUCGCCCGAAGCCGCCUCAUCAGGGGGAGGUCUUCUACGUGCGCUACAUCCCCAGUUUGCAGCAGUAUCUCUCGUUCCGCGUGCCAUUCGUGCCAAUGAUCAAGUCCGACGGUAGUCGGCCAGGCACCCCAAUCAGCUCGGCGGUGACAGGCAUCGACCAGCAUCUCGCAGAGGAUAUUUCCUCGGACGUGGAUACCUUGCACCGAUGGAUGAAUGUUCCUCGCGUAGAAGCGAUGUGGGCGGAAGGCGGGCCGAGGUCCGCGCAGGAGAAAUUCCUCAUUGACAACCUGACGAGCCGACACAAAUUCCCUGUAAUCGGAUGCUGGGACGGCAAGCCCUUUGGGUAUUUCGAGAUAUACUGGGUGAAGGAAGACCGACUGGGCCGUUUGAUGGACCACGUGGGUAACUACGACCGUGGAAUUCAUCUGCUUGUUGGCGAGCAGGAAUUCCGUGGCGCGCACCGCGUCGCAGUAUGGCUGAGUGCAUUGGUGCACUAUUGUUUCCUGUCGGACAUGCGGACCGAGUCUGUCAUCUUGGAGCCGCGCGUCGACAAUAUCAAGCUCAUUAAUUAUCUUCAAGAAGCAGGCUUCUACAAAGAAGGCGAGGUCAGCUUCCCGCACAAGCAGUCCGCCAUCAUGAGAAUCAAGCGCGAUUACUGGGAGGCCCCGGCGAUUUGA
This is a messenger RNA of Penicillium olsonii, 1533 nucleotides long. Lineage: Eukaryota; Fungi; Ascomycota; Eurotiomycetes; Eurotiales; Aspergillaceae. The record is from the annotation of a GenBank genome assembly.